GCUGAUAUCACUGCUUCAGAUGGUGUGGCUACUAUUUGUAUUAUUGUCGGCAGUUUACGUACGCGCGGCUAAUACGAGGCUUGACAAGCUCACGGAAGCAGCAAUGGGCUUGUUAGAGGAGUCGAAUCUGGGCGUUAAUGUUCGUCAAUGCUCUUGCAACGAAGACGCUGACUGUGUCAAAGUUAUGCAGUCACAGGCGAAAGAAUGCGCUGACAGUUGUUGGAACAAAUUUUCAGAGAUCACUAGUAGCCCACAGCAGCUUUACAACUGCGUCUCAACAAAAAUGCCAGUGAUCAGCAAUUUCAUUCGCUGUAUGAGCAGCCACCUCAAGAGUUGUGUUAACUCGCCAACAGGACCUCAAGUCCCGAAAGUGGAUCUGCGCAAACUGUUUGACAGUCUUGAGCAGAAGGUACUUGCAAGCCGAGCCGAACUUCUCAGUCAAGGGCUAGUCACUGGCAUGAAGCCCAUCGCAGAGGCUGCAGUGAAGUUUGGUACCUGCGUCAAGCAGUGUUUUGUUUACGAUAAAAACAGUGAAGGAUUCUGUUACGAUGGAAAAGGUUGUCAACCUUCCAUUACGCAAAAAAAUCUGCGAACAUCCUUGAGAAUAUGUUUGGCUCAGACAGGAUGGAAGACUCAUGCUUACGAUCUGUGCGAAUGUGCACGUAAAGCUGGAGUAGAGGGCCUAGAUGACGUCUGCUCGUUGCUGAGUACAAUUCGAGGCAGUAAGCACUCAUAAAAAUAGUCAAACUUCUUGUACGAAUUUUGUACACAUCCGUUACAAAAGGAUCUUACAGAAUGCAAUUAAAGGGUAAUAAAUGUUUUUAGUUGCACUUC
Cylicocyclus nassatus is the source of this 834-nucleotide messenger RNA. The record is from the annotation of a GenBank genome assembly. Lineage: Eukaryota; Metazoa; Nematoda; Chromadorea; Rhabditida; Strongylidae.